UGUUUCAAUAAUCUAAGGUAUAAGAUAUCAAAACUGUUUUGCCCCUCGUUUCAUAAGUAAAAGUGUACCACCAUCAAGUAAAUUUCACUUAUUUUUUGGAUUUUUGCAAUGCUCGUGUAAAGAAGCAAAACAUCAACGCGAAAGACACGUAGGAAGCUGUCAAAUCGAUGCCGAUCGAAUUUGUUGCCCGUUUUCUGUAAGACACGCCAUCGUUUGCGCUGCUAAGAGUAAAAUAUUUGAUUGUAAUAAGUGGCAACGAAAAGUAUUUUAAAAUGGGUGUAUUGGAAUCUCUUGGUGUUGAUGGAUUGCUGAGCGAUGUGCAACGAAUGGACAAGCGACAGUUUUUCUUUCAAGUGCUUAGCUUCGGAAUGAUUGUUUCGUCUGCUUUGAUGAUCUGGAAGGGUUUGAUGGUUGUGACAGGGAGCGAGUCGCCAAUCGUGGUCGUACUUAGUGGCAGUAUGGAGCCGGCCUUUCAUCGUGGUGAUUUACUGUUUUUAACUAAUCAGGAGGAACCAGUUCGCGUCGGAGAAAUAGUCGUGUUUAAAAUAGAGGGGCGUGACAUUCCAAUCGUACACAGGGUGAUUAAGUUGCACGAAAAGAACAACGGAACUGUUAAGUUUUUAACCAAAGGAGAUAACAACUCUGUGGAUGACCGAGGUCUAUACGCUCCUGGGCAACUAUGGUUGACUAAGAAGGAUAUCGUUGGACGUGCCAGAGGUUUUCUGCCUUAUGUUGGCAUGAUAACGAUUUAUAUGAAUGAAUAUCCUAAUUUGAAAUAUGGUAUACUUGGGUUACUAGCGCUUUAUGUACUGCUGCAUAGAGAGUAGGGAUUUUGCGCUGGUAUCCAAUACAUUAGCGAAGUAAGCUUUUGAUUAAGAGUAGGAAAAAAGUCUUCACGUUGGUAUAGAAAUCGGAGUUGGAUUUGAGGAGAACGCGCAAAUAAAAAUCACUUCAAAACGAAAAGAUUUUAAAUACGGUUCAGCAUCUGCUUCAAUAAAUGAAAUUCACGAUGCUCUAUUA
This is a messenger RNA of Wyeomyia smithii (pitcher-plant mosquito), 1020 nucleotides long. RefSeq names its product signal peptidase complex catalytic subunit SEC11A (gene twr). The record is from RefSeq and is a predicted model, not a curated record. Bases 273 to 827 code for a protein of 184 amino acids. Gene Ontology annotation, cellular component: signal peptidase complex; membrane. Lineage: Eukaryota; Metazoa; Arthropoda; Insecta; Diptera; Culicidae. The transcript has 3 exons. Gene Ontology annotation, molecular function: serine-type endopeptidase activity.